AUUCGCUCCUUUAAAAGACAAAUACAGUUAUUUACCAUUAAGCCAUUUACCCACGGCGGAGGGCUUCUGUUUGCAACUAUAUGUGCGCUGCCAGGUGGAGCCAACAUUUGAAGAGUACCUCUCCAACACUGUUUGUUAGUUAUCUGAAGUGGGAUUUUGGAAAGUGGCAUCAUGCCAUACUUCACCACAUUGUGUGUCUACUUUUUGAUGGUCCUGAACCCAGUUAUGACAAACACCUUCACCGAGGACAUAGAGGUUUUGGUAUUUUUGCCAAAAAAUAACUCCUUCCUGUUCUCAAACGCAAGAGUCGCACCAGCGAUCGAUUACGCACAACAGAGGAUGAAGGCAGACGGGGGCCAGUACUCUGGGUUCCGCUUCAACAUCCAAUUUGAGAACUCCGACUGUGUCAAUGAUGCGCUGUUUGCGUUGCUGGACAGAUCGUGUAGUCAGAAGCCGGAUCUGAUCCUGGGUCCGGUGUGCGAGUACGAGGCGGCGGCGGUGGUGAGGCUGGCAUCCCACUGGGAAAUCCCGGUGAUCUCAGCAGGUGCCCUGGCCACCGGCUUCGGAGACAAGAAGACCGAGUUUUCCCACCUGACUCGCAUCGCCCCGUCCUACGUGAAAAUGGCAGAGACGUUCACCGCGAUGUUCAAGCAUUUCACAUGGAGCAGCGCGCUGCUGGUCUACGAAGACGACAAGAAGGAGCGGAACUGUUUCUUCACUUUGGAAGGAGUCUAUCAUCUCAUGGAGGACUACAGUAUUAAAACAUACCAGUUUUCAGAAGACCAGCCCUUAAACGUUGACGACAUCCUCCAGAACGUCUAUGACAUUGAAGUGAUGAUCAUGUGUAUGGGAGCAGACAAAAUACGAGAGAUUAUGCUGGCUGCACAUAGACGACAGUUAACUAGCGGCAAUUAUAUGUUUUUUAAUGUUGAGCUCUUCAAUUCCUCUACUUAUGGGAAUGGCUCAUGGAAGAGAGGAGAUAAAUACGACAACGAUGCGAGGCAAGCCUAUGCUUUUCUGAACACUGUGACACUGCUCAGGACAGUCAAGCCUGAGUUUGAGAAUUUCCUUAUAGAAAUGACAAAAUCCAUCGAAAAAAACGGGCUUAAUGACUGCAAAGACUGUGGAAAUGUCAACAUGUUUGUUGAGGGAUUCCAUGAUGCCAUGUUGCUGUAUGCGAUCGCCUUGCAUGAAGCCAUGAAAAGUGGAUACAGCAAGAAGAAUGGAACAGAGAUAACGUCACGCAUGUGGAACAGAACAUUUGAAGGCAUUGCUGGCCAGGUAUCCAUGGAUGUUAAUGGUGACAGAAACGGCGAUUUCUCUUUGAUGGCCAUGACCAAUGUUGAGGCAGGAACCUACGAAGUGGUGGCCAACUACUUUGGUGUAAAUGAAACUUUUCAGCUGCUGCCUGCCUUUAAUAUUGACCAUUUCACUCUGAGGGGAAGACAUAAAACUCACCCAGAGAAGCCAGAUAAAUCAUGUGGACUCGGAGUAUCGGCUUUGACUGGAGUUAUAGUCGGAGCUGUUCUUGGAACUGUAAUGCUUAUAGCAUUCUACUUUUUCAGGAAAAACUACAGGAUUACAAUUGAGCGCCGCACCCAUGGUCAAGAGUGUGACUCUGGGAAGCACCGUCAACUGCGAGAGGACUCCAUCAGAUCGAAUUUCUCGGCAGCAUAAUCAACAGCAGUGACAAUAUCUUCACAGAAAAUCUCACAUCUGAAUGUGACCAAAGACUUUGCAGUGGUUGUCAGUGGACCCUUCCUUGCUGUUAAAAAUGAGACAUUGUGUUUUUGUAUCCUUUAAUGUAUUGACUUAUUAUAACUCAGGACGGUUCUAACAGUCACAAGGCACCACUUUCUUAGAUUUUCCACCACGCAAAGAUGUAUGAUUGUAUGGUAUAUGGAAAUAUUUGGCUCUAAUAUUCUUUAGGAUUUUAUUUUAUUAAUUUUUUUAAAGAUGGUGUUUACUGUGACUGUGAAUGAUUCAGAACAGACAGUAUAUCUAACAUUACAUUGGCAUGCACUCGAAGAGUGUGGAGAUCUACUUUUGCCUUUCAGGUUGACAGUCAUGUUUAGGAGUGGUAGACAAAGCUUUGAGGAAAUUAUAAAGCUGAAGCUAAAGGAAUGUAAACUAAAUCUAUAGACCUGUAGGCUGUUUGCUACUGAUAAUAAGCUACUGAUAUUUUAAGGUUCAGUUACCUACCUUGCUAUGAUCCAGUAGCCUCGAUACAAGUCUUGUUGUAUUAAUACAUUUUAAUGGCGCAUAUUGCCCCUUCUAUGCUUUACAUUGGCUCAUUUACAGUAUUUCUUGUUUAAAUUUGACUGGGCAAUGAAUUCAGUUACUACCUGCAAAAUAAUUACGGUUUGGCUUUCUGAUACAGUAUAUUUUACAAAGUGUUCUUUAUUAUCGAUAAUAAAUUAUUCACUAGUACUUUGCAGAACAUUCGUUUUGGCUAAAUAGCUAGUUGUACUUCCAAUCAAGUACAAGAAAACUAAAAUGCAUUACUAAUUGCAUAAUAUUGUGAUCAUUCUGGCUUUUGGUGCCAUCAGCUAUGUUCAUAACAUAGUAAACACCAUUGAGAUCUUAUCAGUUAUUCUGGUGAGUAUUGUUAUCGUAACUAAUGGGACUGAUGGCCAGAAGUAAAAUAGUAGUAAACUAGAAGUAUCACCUUGCAACUGUAUACACCUGCCAGACAGACAAGUUGCAGUUUACAUCUACAUCUGUCCAGACUUGACUUCAGUUCUUUUGGAGGUAAAAGGUCAUCACUUAAUUUGUGUGAAAUUUGGCCAUAAUAAGCAAUGAAGUCUUUAGGUGUGGCUAAAAAUGUGUUUUGUGAGGUCAUUAAUGUUUGACCACAAAUUGACCACAAAACAAGACUAUGAUGCAUGAAAUUAGGGAUUGAAAACCUGGAAUCAUAAUGUUUCUGGCCUCAACUGUUGCCAACACAGAGGUAUAAAAAUAUA
Messenger RNA from Stegastes partitus (bicolor damselfish), 2963 nucleotides. RefSeq names its product natriuretic peptide receptor 3 (gene npr3). The coding region runs from base 172 to 1677 and encodes 501 amino acids. The record is from RefSeq and is a predicted model, not a curated record. Gene Ontology annotation, molecular function: natriuretic peptide receptor activity; peptide hormone binding. Gene Ontology annotation, biological process: signal transduction. The transcript is spliced from 8 exons. Gene Ontology annotation, cellular component: membrane. Lineage: Eukaryota; Metazoa; Chordata; Actinopteri; Pomacentridae.